AGGUGAGGUCAUUUGAAAUACUGUAUGUUUUUGUUUCAAAGUCAUGGUGUUGUGUAUGUUAUGGAGUAUUAUUUGUUGGGAAGGAAAGAUUCAAAAUGACGCAAAACCUACAGAAUCGAAAAGAUUCACGGCGUAGCUUGCUAGAAUGUCGAUCGUGAGAAGCCUCCAAACACAAAAUCUCCGCUUCCGACACGAGUGGAGAGAGAGUGCAGAAACAUUAUCAGUAAUCUCAACAUCUUUAUUUGGGUUCACAAAGGUAAACAAAGAAGCAUGACACGUGUAAUGAGUUCGCAAGGAAUGAUGGAACCGCCGGCCACGCCACCUUUAUGGUGAAAUUAAUUAAAGAGAUCAUAUAAAAUAAAAAAACUAUAAGCCCCAAUGAAGGUAAGGAUAUUUUAGGUAUUGAAAAUUUGUUGGUGUAACAUCAUAGCUUAGUGAACAUGUACCAUAAGCUUGACUCAGUGCACUCUCUCUUCAGUUUUGCUCUGUCAAAUAACGUCCAUCCACGGUACCCGUUAGUAAAAGCGCAAAACCUCUAACAGUCUCACUCAAACCUCAAUGUCUCAAUCCACUCUAGCUUCUCCUUUUCUGUUCCACGGCGUGCCACUUAAUUGACCAUAAUAUUAGAUUAGCUGCUGAGAAUCCACUUCGUCUGCGAGAAGAUUAUCGCCAACUCUUCUCACCUCCCUUGUUCCCUUUCAUCUUCUUUGUAUCGUGUAAGUUGCGGUACUCGUUUUUUUAAUGAUAAUGACGCUUGCAUUGAUAACGAGUUGCAACCUUCAGUUCUUUUUCAUCUCAUGUGCAACGCAAUUUGUGGCAAUUGAAGAGGCUCGACCAUCAAUCGCCCAUCUAUUUCCGUACAAACCUGUGUUCAUCUCGUGGCAGAGGUUCUCUUUUGCUGCUCAGUACCCGUUUCUUGCAAGAACUCUAAUGUCAGAAGAUGUAUAUAGUUUGUGGGGUGCCGGGGUCGUUGCUUUCUCUGUUCAAGAAGCCUUAGCCUACAAGUUAUCCAAGUAUCCAACUUAUCUUGUGAAUAUCAAGCAUUUUGAGUAUUGAUUUCUCUUGUGUUUAUGGUUAUUAUUGUAUCAUAUCCUUAAUCCCUUAGCUAAUUAGGCUAUCUUUUGUCUUUGGCAUUCUUGAUGAUUGGGAGUGCUUCCUUCCCUAUCUCGAUGUAAAAAGGAAAAUACCAGUAGCAUGUG
Messenger RNA from Cuscuta epithymum, 1199 nucleotides. Lineage: Eukaryota; Viridiplantae; Streptophyta; Magnoliopsida; Solanales; Convolvulaceae. The record is from the annotation of a GenBank genome assembly.